AUCCCGAUGAACGAUAUAUUGAAUUUAUAUUUAAACUACGCGCUGAUGCGCCGCCAUAUUGAUUUCUAGUAUUUCCGGCGUCCGUUACGUAGCGCUAAAAAAUUGCAGUAAAUAUUUAUAAUUUACAUGAGAAAAAACUUGGAAGCAUUGAAAAAGAGAAUGUUGUUCGAAUAAUUUUUCAGAAUCGCGACUUUAUUAAAGAUAUGUGAUUUUUCAAGCUUAUCACGAACGUAAUGGCAUCUACGAACGAGUUCGGUCCAGAUUCUGGUGGUAGAGUAAAGGGCGUUACCAUAGUCAAGCCUAUAGUUUACGGAAAUGUAGCACGUUACUUUGGCAAGAAGAGGGAGGAGGAUGGACACACGCAUCAAUGGACCGUGUACGUCAAGCCGUACCACAACGAGGAUAUGUCCACCUACGUGAAGAAGGUGCAUUUCAAAUUGCACGAGAGUUACAACAAUCCUAAUCGUAUUGUGACGAAGCCGCCGUACGAGUUGACGGAAACGGGCUGGGGAGAAUUCGAGAUAGUCAUUAAGAUCUACUUUCACGAUCCGAACGAACGUCCCGUAACAAUAUAUCACAUACUGAAAUUGUUUCAAUCGACGCCUGAGAUACAGUUGGGGAAGAAAAGUCUAGUGUCCGAAUUUUACGAGGAGAUAGUUUUUCAAGAUCCAACCGCGUUGAUGCAACAUCUACUAAGUUCCAGUAGACCUAUAACGCUCGGGGUUUGGCGACACAAUACAGACUUUGAGGCAUUGAAGGAAUCUACGAUGAAGGACAUCAUGGAGGCACGCAACAAGAUAAGACUCGAAGUGAUAGAUUUGAAAGAGAAAUUGACCCUGGCGAAAGAGACUAUCGCAAAAUUCAAGGAAGAGAUCGCAAAGAUUUCCAAAGCUGGCGGAAGUUUAUCCGUCGCCUAAUUACACCAUUUCAAGAUGGAUAUCGAAGAAAACGACUAUUUGUUGGCUUGGGCUAACGAAUACAAGACCUGUUUCCAUGUAUAAAGUGUACAUAAUUUCGUAAUUAUAACUUUAUUUCAAUUAAUUUUAAGAAUUUUUAUUACAUUGUAUAUUUAACAUGAUUACCGUUAAGAAAAUAAAAUUUUUUCUAUUCUGCAACAUGGACGGCGUUUAGGUAUUAGUUAUAAGCACUCACAAUAAAGUUUGUCUCUAAUUUCAAAUGCUUUAUGUAGUUUAUUUUAAUUUAAGAAGGCUAUAUUGUGGGAUAUAUGCAAAAGAAAUUUAUCGCCCUGAAAUGAACAAAAU
This is a messenger RNA of Temnothorax curvispinosus, 1262 nucleotides long. RefSeq names its product YEATS domain-containing protein 4 (gene Gas41). The coding region runs from base 234 to 917 and encodes 227 amino acids. The record is from RefSeq and is a predicted model, not a curated record. NCBI's taxonomy places the organism in Eukaryota, Metazoa, Arthropoda, Insecta, Hymenoptera, Formicidae. Gene Ontology annotation, biological process: regulation of DNA-templated transcription. The transcript has 4 exons.